Molecule: messenger RNA, 2874 nt
Organism: Saccostrea cuccullata (small rock oyster)
Lineage: Eukaryota; Metazoa; Mollusca; Bivalvia; Ostreida; Ostreidae
Exons: 6
Coding region: 138-2138 (666 amino acids)
Source: RefSeq, a predicted model, not a curated record
ACGCCUAAUGUUUGUAUCAAACCGACAUGAAAUUAUCGGUUAUGUGAACAUAUCAUACAGGUAAGAGCAGAAAAUGGCGUCCACAUACAAACAGGAAACGAAAAGGAUUCAUAUACUAGUAUAACAAAUCAGCAACAAUGUUCGGGCGGAUUUUUGUGACGGUGAUCUUAUGUCUUCAGUUCCCUAUAUCCUUACAGCAAUCCUCAUUCAGUGGUCAAAAUCCCCAGGCAAAGGUGUUCGAUUACUAUAUGGAUAGCCAUGCAGAAUGUGGUAAGACGUUUGAGUUGGGAUUGAAUUCGGCCACAGUGUAUGGUAAGGGAGCAGUUCAGACCGGAGACAGCCCCACUAGCUGUACCAUCAUUCUGUCCACUGACGGGAUCAGGGAACACCGAAGAUUCAGCAUAGAGUUAGUCACUGGUUUUAUUAACUCACCUGGAGUCAACUUUUACAUAUAUGAUGGACAGUGGUCUCAGAAUUCAGGGGCACAAACUCUGGCUUCCUUUAGUUACUAUAACAACCCUCCUACCAAUAUGCAGAAGUUAAUUACGUCGGGCGGGUUCGUGACCUUUUCUCUGACCCGGGACAGUCCCGAUCUGUUUGGUUAUGGUUUUGUUAUCCAUGUACAGCCCAUUCCUGCUGACAUCUCCAAUCCAAAUAACUGUGAUGAUGGAGCAGGGUUUGGCUGUGAGAACUACUACUACAAUCCUAUCAUCACCAAGUCUGAGGUCAUCUACAUAGUGGCUGCCAUCUUUGCGGUUGUUCUGGUGAUUGUGGUACCUUCAGUCCUGGUUUACUGCUAUCGUCGUCAGAAGGGACUGAAUCGCCAGUGGCAGGAAAGACGUCUAAAGGAUGGCGCCCCAAACACGGCUGCCACGUCACUGAAUGGCAGCGUACGUUCUGCUCCACGCAGCGUCAGGCCAUGGCAAUCUGAGGGUUCUAAACAAACCUUCGCUUCCAUCAAGAAAUCUCCUGUGUCCUCCCGCAGGUGGUCACGACCACCAACUGAUGAAGAGGACAGUGUCUUUGAUGAUUUUCCAAAGAGACCCCCUCCUCCACCCCCAUAUGAGGAACAUGAUAGAUACAGAGUGGCCAGGAACGGUCGAGAUUCCAGGAGAGACAACUACAGAAGAGAGCGUCCUUAUAGAGAAAGGAAGUACAGCGGGAGCAGUAACAACACGUCCGGUAGAGAUCAAUACAGCGAUGAGAAAGAACAGUAUAGUGAUGAAAAAGAUGAUUCCUUUGUACAGGCUGACGACGAUCAUCCACAGGAAAACUUUGUGGAGAGGAUCAUUGAACCUAGAGUCCAUCCCAAGUCAGCAGGGAGGGUGAACAGAAAGGCAAAGGUGGAUCAGGAGGAUGGAUAUGAUUCUAUUGGAAAUGUGAAAUCUGAUAAAAAAGACAAGAAAAAACUGAACACUGAGACUCAGUGCAGCAAGGAGUCGGACAGUGAGGGCAGUCCAGAGACGGAGAAUGAGGCAGAGAGUACGGAGGAGGAGGAGGUGUCCUCACAUUCUGAGGAGGAGCAGGACCCUCGGACCUCACUGUACGCACAACCUGACAAAGCUCGCAAGGCAGGCAGGAAAAAAGAUAAAACCAAAGCAGAUAAACCAACAGUCCUACCACCUCAACCAACUACAAGCACAGGUCUACAAGCAGGAGUGCCAUACCAAGCCAGACCCCCAGGAAUGGUGGUGCAAAGAGCACCACUACCGGGAUAUCCUGUGGGGGCCCCAAAUCCAGCCCUCAAUCCCUCCUUAAGGUUUAUGCCACCAGUGGGGCAAAUUGUAAGGCCUGCUUAUCCGGUUCCGAACCAGUUUAACCCUGCAGGUGCUUUUCCUCCAGCCAAUCCAAUGGCUAGACUUCCAAUGCCAGCACCAACAACAGUUCCCAAUGUUCCCAGAGCAAUGCCUCAAAAUCUACCUGUGUCCCAAUCAAAACCAUUGUAUGAACAGUUGAAUAAUUCAGGUGAUGCUCCAAAAUAUUCGUAUCUUGUUAAUCGUGGUUAUGACACCGGUAGAACCUCUCCAAUCAGCACGACGACAAGUUACAGCCAGCAGAGCUAUGUUUUAGAUGACUCUGCUGUUAAUAUUGACCUAGGAAGUGGCGUAGAGCUCAUGAAACGGACUACUGAUGUCUAAAUAUUUUAAACAUAAUCUGGUAUUUAUAUCAACUUAAUGCACUAGAGUGCUUCUUUAAAUUUUUACCGGAAAAUGAAUAUCGUUUAUAUGUUUUUUCUUAAUACAUGUACCAUGCAAGUAUGGACAGUUAAGAAUAGACAAAAAUCUUGGCAUUGCAUUUAAAUUUUCCUGUGUGAUAUAAAGGAUGGAGAUCAGGGGUCUAUUUUCAAAAGAACUUGAGUUAGACACAGAUAAUAAUUUUAAGAACAAUAUAAUUUUUUAAUAUCAAUUUAAAAAUAGUUUUAAAUACUUUUAAAAUUAAUUUAGAUGUGUAUUUUUAUAUAAGCAAUUUUUAACAGAAUAUAAUUGAUUUUGCAAGAUUAUAUCAUCAUCCAAAACAUUUUGUCUUAGCUCUAAUUUCUUUAGUAAAAGCUGGCUCUGCUCAAUUUAUUGACAUAAAAUAUUUUUAAAAUGAUUUCUUGAUAUUUGUCAGUAGCAUUCACUAUAGGAAUGUAUAGUUGUCAUCAUUUUAUACCGAGUGAGAGGGUUUAUCAAAACCAGUCUAAAUAAGACUUUGAUCCAGUGAGCAGCACACAAGCUGUGGUAUUAAAUACUACAAUAAAUCUACUAUGUAUGAUAUAAUUAUUUUAAAUGAAAAAUAUGAAUGCUAUUAGCUUUUAAAAAAAAUUUUUCUAAUGUAAUAUGAUGUUUUAUGACAUAUUGUGCUUAUUCAGCAAUAAAAUAUUUCAUAUCUUAC